Messenger RNA from Oppia nitens, 1114 nucleotides. Its product is annotated as deoxyribonuclease-2-like. Bases 1 to 1074 code for a protein of 357 amino acids. The record is from RefSeq and is a predicted model, not a curated record. Gene Ontology annotation, biological process: apoptotic DNA fragmentation. NCBI's taxonomy places the organism in Eukaryota, Metazoa, Arthropoda, Arachnida, Sarcoptiformes, Oppiidae. The transcript has 2 exons. Gene Ontology annotation, molecular function: deoxyribonuclease II activity.
AUGAUUUGUUUGUCUUUAUUGGCAUUACUGGCAAUUGGUUUAAUAGACCAAACAUACGGUCAGCUUCAAUGUCGCGACGAAUCGGGCAAAUCGGUUGACUGGUAUGUGGUCUAUAAAUUCCCACACGUGUCUGGCGGUGAGCCGCCAGUGGACACCGGUUUUCGCUACGCCUUCAUUACCAGCGAAUCCAUGUCGGGCUGGACUUUGUCCGACUUAGAGAUUACAGAUAAGAAGUCGAUAUUUGGACAGACAUUGCAGCCGCUGUACGACAAAUCUGCCGAUUCGUAUAUCAGUUAUAUCAACUAUAAUGACGAAACUCCCGACGAUAAGACCACAAGUGGCGGCGCUCACGCCAAGGGUGUUGUGGGCGCUGAUAAAACACACGGGUUUUGGCUCAUUCAUAGUGUGCCAAAGUUUCCCUCGAAGGAGUCAACCCAUAGAUAUGAAUAUCCGGAAACUGGUGGCCGUUACGGACAGACAGCUUUGUGUAUAUCCAUCAGUAUCGACGAAGUGGACAAAGUUAUUGAACAAUUGCUUUAUAUGCGGCCACAUGUCUAUUCAAUUAAGGUGUCGUCCGACUUGAAGUCAGUGUCCAAAAAUAUAGCGGCACUCAAGAGUAAAGACUGGAAAACGGGUCAAAUGAAUAUACGGCAAAUCCAAAGUACAGGUGGUGUCAAGUAUACCAGUUUUAGUAAGAGUCCCGGCGAUCACGUAGAUCUCUAUGACGAGAUAGUGGCCCCACAUCUCAGUACAAACCUAUACGUCGAAACCUGGCGUAAGGGUGUCGGCACACCUUUGGACUCCGAGUGUGACCUCAAGAAAACUGUCGAAAAUGUUCUAACAAUUGGCUAUAAGUUUACUAACUCUAAGCUUAGCGGACAGUUUAAUUAUCUUCACGAUCACAGCAAAUGGGCAAUCGGUAAAACAUCAGCCAAACCCUAUGUAUGUAUCGGUGAUAUAAAUCGUAUGAAAAGUCAGUUCAAGAGAGGCGGCGGAACCACUUGUUUCGAGUCGCCGACGGUCUGGAAGAAUCUGAACGAAUGGGUAGCAGAAGUGGACAAAUGCAAGAGUUAAUUGUUAUUUAGAUAUAAAAAAAGAUAAAAUAAAAUAUCAC